This is a messenger RNA of Temnothorax curvispinosus, 1001 nucleotides long. It is a transcript of the gene Cpsf5, whose product is annotated as cleavage and polyadenylation specificity factor subunit 5. Bases 148 to 834 code for a protein of 228 amino acids. Lineage: Eukaryota; Metazoa; Arthropoda; Insecta; Hymenoptera; Formicidae. Gene Ontology annotation, molecular function: mRNA binding. The record is from RefSeq and is a predicted model, not a curated record. Gene Ontology annotation, cellular component: mRNA cleavage factor complex. The transcript is spliced from 6 exons.
GGUUCGGGCCGUUCGGCGUCCAUUCCACAAUCCAUUGCCUGCAAGCCGCAAGGCCUGCAAUCAGCAAUCGUUCGUGAGGAUUCGGAGUUGUCGGUGAAAACUUGUGGGAGAGCAACGGCAAGCAACGGUCUGGUCGAAAGGACGAAAAUGGCGAUGGCGACGAACCAAGUUAAGGGUAGCGGCUGGCCACGGCGGGCGAGCAACAGUUCGUUCGAGGGGAAGGUGGUGCAGAAUCAGUCGGUCACCAUCAACAGGACCGUCAAUUUAUAUCCUUUGACAAACUAUACGUUUGGAACAAAAGAGCCACUCUUCGAGAAAGAUCCAUCAGUACCAGCAAGGUUUCAGCGCAUGAGAGAUGAAUUCGACAAGAUCGGCAUGCGGAGAAGCGUAGAAGGCGUCUUACUGGUACACGAGCAUGGACUGCCACACGUUCUUCUUCUGCAACUCGGCACAACAUUCUUCAAAUUACCUGGCGGAGAACUCAAUACAGGAGAAGAUGAGGUAGAGGGCCUAAAACGGCUCCUUACAGAGACUUUCGGACGGCAGGACGGGGUGAAGCAGGAAUGGGUUAUAGAGGACACCAUUGGAAACUGGUGGCGUCCAAACUUUGAACCACCUCAGUAUCCGUACGUGCCGCCACACAUCACAAAACCGAAAGAACAUAAGAGACUAUUUCUCGUACAACUACAAGAGAAAGCUCUCUUUGCUGUACCGAAGAACUACAAGUUAGUCGCUGCACCAUUAUUCGAAUUAUAUGACAAUUCGCAAGGUUACGGUCCCAUAAUCUCAUCUUUGCCACAAUCUUUGUGCAGGUUUAAUUUCAUCUAUAUGUGAAACUAGAAUUAAAAGACCAAGACCGAAAUAUUCGGUUUAAUUUAAUGAAAUCUAUUAGAGGUUUAAUAAUUAGACGCGUAUGUGGUACGAAACGAUGCUGAUAUUUGAGGGAAAUUUCUGAUCUAUGUAUAUGAUGCAUUGCGAAUUAAAUCAUUUUUUAAGUAGUA